CCAAGCGACUUACCGGCGACACGUCGCGACGUUCGUAGCACCCAGUGGUUACGACGAGCAGUGCUUGCCACGUAUACGGUUGAAGCACAAGGCCCCCCCCAAGUAAAUCUUCAUUGUUUCUCAUUAACAGCGGUAAACCAAAAAAAAAUUGACUAGAUCGAUCGAAUGACUGAUUAAUUUUGAUUAAAGGGCUGUGCGAGGGCCCCCAGAGGUGGACAGAUAGUAACGACUGCCGCAGUAAGCCGGGUAUUGUGAGUGACAUUGAAAGAGUGGAACGUCAUCGGGGUAGGAAAUUUAUCAAAAUAAUGAAGUGAAUUUUCAGUUGAGUCCGAAUACCAUUGACGACGUGAUUGAGUAGAAUAAAUCGAGUCCAUAAAUCAAAGAGUGUCCAGAAGGUGCGUUGAGUGGAAAUCACUCCUUACUGUGUUUUUAUCAGCCGUAAAUUUGAGGAAUAAAUAGUGAGGGGGGGGUUGUACAGAGCUGUCAGCCAGGCAAUUGGCCCUUAAGGCCCCGACGUGUGAGCACGUAACCGGCGUCCGUCGGCCCAAAGGCCGUGUUACUACUGUUCCACUGCCCCACACAAUAAACUCGGACUCAUGAUUGGUUCAUUCUGGAACCUGUGCCGUGCGUGCCCUUCAAUGCCGCUUGAUAAGCAGCUCCACUCAGAAUACAGGAGCACCUACACAUGGCACGAGUACACAGGACCCCAUCAGGAGCACACGGUCGUGCGACGAGCGCCUCAGGCCCAGCCGACCUCCACGAAGCAACCGAGCGCGAAGCUACAAUCGGCCAAGUCAACCGAGGAUGAGAACACCGAAGGACCAACACUGGAGCCACCAUUGCCGAGGAGGAAGAAGAAUCCAGAAUUGGCUUACAGGCAUCAUGAAUUUAUUUCUGCCGCCGACGGAGGUGGCAUUGAUGCCGUUGAUACCAAUGUUGUUGCUGAUAAGGUUCGGGAAGUGACGGGCAGUUCAGCUCUACCACCGAGUCAGCUGAGCAAAGCGAUUUCACGGAUAAGCACCGAGUAUCGAUUGCAGUUCGCCUGGCCAAGGCGAGCCCAGCUAACGAAUGGUGAGACUGUGGCGCCAAUACCAGCUGCUGGUGGUGCUGGUGGUCCACCAGGUGGGCCACGUAAAUCCAUGAGCAUGGGUACCCUCAAACAGGGUAUUGCACCAACUGAACCAGCGCCUGUUCACAUGAGAAAGAGACCAGGCGAUGUGGAUCACAAGCGUGACGGAAUCCAGGCAUCUGAACUCGAACCACUAUUCGGUAACAAUGCUGAUAAUAUUGAUGGUGUAAUGCCUGAUGUCGACGAGAAAGACGAAGAUUUAACUGAUUUCAAGAUAUCUUUCAGGGAACGCAUGCCGGCGCGUAAGGCAGUGAAGAUUGUAGAUGAUCGUGUAACAAAAUCAAAAAUCCAUAAAUCUCCGACUACUGUGAAAAAUGCGUUUCCAACGUCCGAGAUUAUCGAGCUCAGACGUCUUGCUGAUGAAUAUAAGCAUCGUGACUGGGGCUGUGGUCUGGCGUCAAAGGAAAUGUCAUCAAUCUGGAAACACGUCUCCAAUAAUCACGCCCUCAGCGCUCUGUCACUUGCCAGAUCAGUGACGAAAGAGGAGAAAGAGAAGGAGAACACGAGGAAGGUUGCACCAGUGACAAAUACAAUGCCACCAGCUGGUAGGCCCUCCUCUGUUCAGGCCAGACCUAUUUCCGGAAUUCUUCAAGAAGCGGAUAAUGAGAGAGCCAUGGCUCGCGCAAGAAAGGAUUUCUUGAUCCGCCAUCAUCUUGACCGUACUACAGGUGCUGGUGACGGAGCACUGUUACCUUCUCCAACGAGAGAGAAGCUUGAGCCAGUGUUACCCCGUCGUCGUGACGAGGCUAAAGAGGAGAUUCAGCCGAGAACAAAAUCGAGCCCCAAGAAUAGCCCGAGGACUGGACGUUCACAGAGCCUGGGUCCUCUCAGUAGGUCACCAAAACGUCAAACCCCCCGAGCACCAUCAGUCAGCAAAGAUGCCAAGGAGAAAGAGAAGGAGCAUAAGGACAAAGAGGGGAAGGACAGAAGUGGAGAGCCAGAGAGGCAUCCCCGUCCGACGGGUGUUUCAGCGGUGGGCGGGCGAGUUCGUUGGAGCAUACGAGAAUCCUCGCAAACCCCGGUGAAAUCGUCGUCGACGAGCGAGCCGCCCAUACCGCCUUUGCCAUCACCACCUUCUGGCCCUGGGCCCACGCAACUCCACAAGAAACCCUCGCCGAGGUCACACCGUAAAUCCUUCCUCGCGACCACCGCUUCCCCCCAUCGUCCUCUUCAUCAUCACGCGAAACCUACUUCUGCUAAUGUUACGAAAGUCCCCGGUAAGAAUACGACACAACACAGUGUCGAUGUCAAUACAACAGUGUCCAGCUCAGUGUCAUCAGGCAAUGAGGCAGCACCCUCGGGCUCGAGAUCACAGCGUACACUAAAAUUAAACAAUGAGAAUAAUCGAGCCCGAGGUAGUGUCAGGGCCCAAGUAACAACUGUUAUCGACCCAUCCAAAUCAUCCUCCGACAAUCGAUACCAAUCGUACCGAGCUAAUGCAGCCCUGCAAGCUAUGACAGCGGAACCGCAGGUAAAUGGCGACGCAACCGGGGGCGAUUCCAGCGUAGCGUCAACUCCACCGUCACAGAGUGCCACCGCACCAGUAGCGACCGCAGUAGUGACAAGCACUCCUUGGUUCGACGACGAGCCAGUGGUAAAGAGUCCCCCAGAGCCGACGCGAGUAAAAUCCCCAGAACAAAUGAUAAUGCGAUCACCGGAGCCAGUAAAUUGGACAGUGCCGCUGGACACCGGGAAGACAUUCACGGUGACCCAAAACGUGAGGGAAGGGGAACCCCUGACGCGGCCCCACAGCGAGGCCAAGACAUGGGCGCCAGGGUCGACAGUGAUAUCAACACCCCAGUCAGCGCCCCCAGAACUAGCUCAGCACAAAUCUCAUCAUCAAUCCCAGCACUCGGGGUACAAGUCACCAGAGAGCGAGAGCGUUUCCCUGGGGAGUUACACGGGACUCAAUGGCCACAAGGAUCUCGACUCGGAGAGGGACAGUCCACUACCGAGCAAUCUACAGGGUACAUCCACAGCAUCCCAAAGUGAUAAGCUAUCAGUAGCGCCAGAAACGAAGGAAAAGCUGGCUGAGGAGCCUUCGAUAAAGCCCGUGGCCGGGACGAAUCUCCGUUGCCUAGAGGAUCCUGUCUUCGAGUUCGACAGAGGCCAGAAAUCCGAAGAGCCUUUACCUCCAGCCCCAUCAGUCCCAGUAACGCAGUCAGGCUACCGUGUUCUGGAAGCAGAAGAGCCAGUAGUGCCUGCAGGUGGUACCGGUGGCACUUCCAGCUCUGGAUAUCAUGUGCUGGAGGCACCAGCCCUCAGUCCAGGUGCUCAACAACGAUCAGUCACCAGUGAUGUACUCGAAAUCGCUCGCAAUCGCUUUGAUAAAUUUUGGGGCAAGGGGGGAUCCGAGAAUCAGGCUUAAACAAUCGAUAGCGUGUGGAAAAUCGUAAAACAAAGUCGCAUCAUAGGCUAGAACGCUGACGGAAGAUCGAGGAUGGGAAUGAAUGAUUUAAAUCUAUGAAUUUGAAUAAUUGGAGCUGAUGAGUUCUCGUGAUCGUCGUCCAAUGCUCCUUUGGGUCUUCUGGGACAAUUGGGUUGUUGCAUGACUUUGGUAUUGAAAAAACUUAUGAAAUUGCAAAUUUUGAUGAAAAAUAUUAGACACGUCUAACCGAUUGACGUCAUGUGUAAGACUUCUUCGAUCGCCUUUAACUCGGUAAUUUUUUAUUGCUUCGGAUAAUAAAAACCAUGUGUCUUAUACUUUUCAUUUAAUUUUCAUUUCCAGUACUGAAAAAUUCUCAUGCAAAACUCCAAUUCAUUUUAAAUACAAUGAGCAACAUCUCGUAAUCAUUCAUUAAUUAAUCAUCCAUCAAUGGCCAAUGAGAACAAUCUGCUGAAUGGCUUUACGUGCUAAUUCGUGUAAACCCAUAAUAGUUUUUGGGGGGCUUCAUGCAUUUUUGUACGUUAUAGAAUUAACCACGUGAAUCAAAACACAAGAUACCAUAACGAAAUAGAAUGAUUCAGAGAGUAAAUAAUUGAAAAAAGGUGCUUUCUAAUUUUCGCAAACACGUGGUUGUCGCCAGUGUCGAUCGAUGAAACUGAUCACAAUCGGUAGGAAUUUUUGUUAAUAAUUAUUUACAGUGAGUGCGUCGUUACGGACGAGUGAUCACGGUUUGAUUGGCUCCAGAUGGGGGAGUGGACAGGUUGACCAUGAUUUAUUCGAUAAAUAAUAGAUAGCGUUGCACUCCGAUAAAGGAUGAAAAUUGUUAUGAAAUAAAAUACCAGUCAUAUGAAGUGAAAAAAAAAUGGGAGGGGUAAAUUAGAGAGAUUUAUUGAACGCUGUUUUACAUUCCGUCUGAUGUUUUUCGAUGCAUUUAGGUUUGAUUUUUUAAUUAAAUAUGGUAAACAUUUUUUGAGGAUAUAUUGUCCCUCAGCAGACACAAGGCGCUACCUGAUUUACCUGCAUGAUUUAAUCUCCGAUUUAUUGAUUUUAUGAGUAACUAUUAACGUUCGCGAAAAAGUUCAAUGGAAACGAGUAAGUGAUGGAUGUGGAGAAGAUUCAGAACGAGAAAAAUAACUGAGUGGAGAGGGCAUGGGAAAUCCAUGUGAAGAAUCCCUUGAGGUCAGACGAAGAAAUGAAAAAAAUAAAGCGUUCGGGUGAUUCCUAUAGUUACGUCUUGUAGUUUAGGAGCUGAAGAUAAUGCUGGAGUUUUUUAACUAGUCAACGCCGAGACUGUUUUCUCAAGGGAAUGAGAUAGGUAAUGAAGAAAAAAACAAAGUAAACACUGAGUUCAAUCGAAAGUUGCAGAAGUAAUCGAUAGAUAUCGAGGAUCGAAGGGUGGAAGGUAAAGUUUCAUACUCGAUGAGAAUGAAGAGCUUUUUUUCUCACGCGCGUUAAGAUAUACCAGUACACCACACUCCAUCCAGAUUCCACGUCCAAAAGUCCAUAACAAUGAUUAAACAUUGAAAUCCAACCAACAGUAGUGAUGUGAAAAUAAUUAAAAAUACAUAAGACAGAAGAACAAUUCAUAACGUAAAAACUAUUAUUGACUGAUGGAAUUCGGUGAACUUAGGAGACAGGGAGAUUAAUACGAGAUUAGGGAGUGAUUUAAUGAGUUAGGAGGAGGAGGAGCAUUAUCUUAAGGAACAUUGUCCUGAUGAGAUUGCUUGAGGACGUCCUGCACCCUUGAGCUUUCCUCAUUUUUUAAGAACAAAUUAAAUCAUUUAGAUCUGUCGUUGAUGUAAUGCAUCAAUUACUGUAUCUAGUUAGCGCGUAGCUUCGAGAAACUAAUCGAGUGCGACAUCAUCAUCAUCACAUAUUUGAUUUGACGCGUCAUUAAUAAUCUGUGAGGAGAAAUGAAAAAUUACUUUUAGGAGUUCACGUCAAUAUUUUGAAUACCUCAAGCAUAAACGGGCGAUGGGAAAUCUCCCAGACGUAAUAAAAACCCUUGAUAUUCCGUCAUAUUCAUGGGAAUGACAGACAUCAAAAAGUAUAAAUUCCUCGGUUCGCUCCAUUCAAAAAAAUUCAUGCGAAAUACCUACCAUUCAUCACAAUUCCCUCAAAAAAUAAAAAAAAUUAUUGAAGACUCCGUUCGAAUGCACCUCGCGAGCUCACACUGCCCGUCCGAAUUUUCUAGGCACCGAUUAUCCUGUGAUCCUGUGACAAAAAAAAAGUAAAGGAACAUUGAAAAAAUUCCUCUGAGUUUAUUGUCAACUGCCCCGAGUAUUUCCAAGACCACUGUCAACAUCGGGCUAUGUUUAUUUGCCAUUAAACAAUUUUAAUUAUCGAUGUGUAGUGACUGAUAGAUACCGAAUGAAACCGAAAAAUGGAGCUGCUUGCUCUGCGUGCUGGACACGCAGAUAUUUUCCAUGAGAAUGCGAUUGAAUCAUCCGCCAGAUCCGUUGUUUUAUCUGAACACAUUUAUUUCCCCUGAGAGUGACAAUCCCAUUUUGAUUUCUAGCCAAUUGGAGUUACGUGUAAUUUUUACGCAAUCGAUCGAGGUGCAAGAACAACGCCAGAGAGAAGUUAAAUACCCUAUGUUUAGCAUUCAAAAAUAAUGACAAACAAUUUUUUUCUUAAUAAUGAUGCAGAAGAAAAAAGACAAGCCCAAGAGCGACAAAAAAAAAACAAUUAAAUAAGGCAAAUCCGGGAUUUCUUUCUGCGUCCCUCCCCGCCUUAGUCUGUACACGCCUAUUAUAAAUAGAUAGAACGUAUUAUAAUACGACAAUUAUAUACAAUUAAAUAAUUCAAAUGAACAUGGGAGAUAGAUUAUGCAAUGGAUUAAUAGACGAGAGUGAUUGAUACCGGCCGAACUGUUUUGCGAAAAUACGAGAAUAAAUUGAUGCGCACUUAUAUGAUCAAAUAAUGUAUUGUUGAUUUUGAUGUUUAUACGAAUAUUUAAGAGUUUAAGGGCACGAGGUACAACGAAUUUGUCACGAUUGAGUGUAUCAUUUUAUUCUGAUUAUUAUGGAGACUAAGGGGAUUGAUAGUAAUAGUAAAUUUACGUCAAUUUUUUCAUGUAUUGAAUUUUUAAUUAAUUUUCUACUUACGUCUGAACGAUUCUGUCAUAAUUGACGAUGUCCCGUUUAAUUUUCAUGGCUUUCAGUCGCUUCCGUCUAGAUAAAAAUGUGGAAAGCCUUCACGAUUUUGCGUGCUCAGCUUAAUUAAAGAAUUCAACUUUUUUCCAAAUAUUUUCACCAAGUGUAUAUAAUAUUGUUCAUAAAAAAAAUUAUUAUACCAAAUGUGAUGAAAUAAGAAACUUUUUAAACAAAUAGAGGCCUCUCUCGUGUGUACACGACUUUGUUUGGUGCAGGGUAAUUAAAUAAUCAUGUGAUGGGAUUUUUAUGAAAGAAAAAAAAAGAACCUAAUCGUUUCUCAUAUUUUGCAAAACAGUCAACGGAAUGGGCAUGAAUAAAUAAAAGAGAAGAAAAAACAAAAUAACAAAAAAUAUAUAUAAUCAACAUGACUGAGUCUAUCAUUUCACGUUAAUUACGUUUGAUACGAUAUUUCACGUUAUCGUUGAUAAUAUGAAUGAGUCGUUGGGGUCGAGAAACAUUGAUAUAUUAUAUAAGCACAUUUAAGCGAAGAAAAAUAAAAUCGUUGUCGUAAUUAUUUUGCAAUUAAUUCGGAGUGCAGUGGAUAAAGUGUUACCAAAUGCUUCAAAGAUACGUAUAGACGUAAAGUGAACUAAAAAUAAUAAUAAUAAUGAUAAUAAUAAUACCAGA
Diachasmimorpha longicaudata is the source of this 7297-nucleotide messenger RNA. Its product is annotated as proteoglycan 4. Lineage: Eukaryota; Metazoa; Arthropoda; Insecta; Hymenoptera; Braconidae. The coding region runs from base 597 to 3497 and encodes 966 amino acids. Gene Ontology annotation, molecular function: microtubule binding. The transcript has 17 exons. Gene Ontology annotation, biological process: negative regulation of centriole replication. The record is from RefSeq and is a predicted model, not a curated record.